AGAUUAUAAACAUUCGAAUAUUGAAAGAUAAAUGGACUUUAACAUUCGAUAAAUUAUACUGUUUAUUGGAAUCGAACAAAGGGAAGUUGUUAAAGGAUGAGUACACUUAUUGAAAUAUGUUCUGGUUUGCCUAUUAAAUCUCUACCACCACCUGUUAAACAUAGGGAUAAUAAUGUACCUCAUGCACCUAUCAGGAACAUUAAUCUUAACAGAGAAGAAAAACAGUUAGCUUUGAAAAAUGCAUUACGAUAUUUUCCGGCCAAUCUUCAUAACAUACUCGCACCAGAAUUUCUUGAAGAAUUGGAAAAUUAUGGGCAUAUUUACAUGUAUAGAUUUCGUCCUUCUAUAGAGAUGAGAGCUUAUCCAAUCGAUCAAUAUCCUGCUAAAUGUCAAAAAGCAGCAGCCAUUAUGUUGAUGAUUAUGAAUAAUUUGGAUCCUAAAGUGGCACAAUUUCCUCACGAAUUGGUCACUUAUGGUGGUAACGGACAAGUAUUUUCUAACUGGGCACAAUUUUUGUUAGUUAUGCAUUAUUUAUCAACGAUGACGGAAGAGCAAACUUUAGUGAUGUAUUCGGGACAUCCUUUAGGAUUAUUUCCAUCAUUUGCAUCAUCUCCUAGGCUAGUUAUUACCAAUGGCAUGAUGAUACCUAACUACUCUUCUCCAGAUAAUUAUGAUCGAAUGUUCGCGUUGGGUGUAACUAUGUAA
Messenger RNA from Centruroides sculpturatus (bark scorpion), 705 nucleotides. Its product is annotated as urocanate hydratase-like. The coding region runs from base 97 to 705 and encodes 202 amino acids. The record is from RefSeq and is a predicted model, not a curated record. Gene Ontology annotation, molecular function: urocanate hydratase activity. NCBI's taxonomy places the organism in Eukaryota, Metazoa, Arthropoda, Arachnida, Scorpiones, Buthidae. The transcript is spliced from 4 exons. Gene Ontology annotation, biological process: L-histidine catabolic process.